CGGGGCUUAUCCAAAUUUCUUCCCUCCUCCAGCAAAACUUCUAGCAAAUCUACUUCAGAUCCCAUCGAUCCCACAGUCGAGUCUUCUCUUCGUUCAGAUCCAAAUACUUCCGAUCCUCCACCUCGUCCAGAAUCUCUACAGCAACUUGAAGAAUCCUCAAUUGCCCAUCCAGCCCCCUUGGGAAAGCCAUCAUAUUCACCUUCCUUGUCUACUAUUGAGCCCAAACCUGCUCAAAUCCCUUCGCCCGGACCCACUCCUUCAGUGAUUAGAACUGUCGAAGUGGCUACAAUUGCAGAACCAACAAUUCCCCAUUCCACAGUAACCCGAUCAUCUUCAUCUUCGUCGUCAUCCUCGUCUUCAAUCUCCUCAAUCAACAUGUCUGCACCUACUCCCACCGCUGUCCGCUACGAUGAGAAUGCCCAAGCCCAGGGUAACCGCCGCCUCGGAGGUGCCGUAUCCCCCGGCCCCAACUCAGUCCUCCACCAGCCUCCUGGCUCCCUUCUCAAGGGCGCGACAGAUGAUAAUGGAGAGCUCAAGACUGCGGCCCUCAUGCUUGGAAUCAAGCUCGAUCUCGAGGCCGAGGUCCACUUGACCGCAAGAGUCAGGGGCGAUAUCACUAUUGGGCUUUACUAAGACACUGUUGCUUAGCCUCGACACGAUUGAUGUGACAAGUUAUCCAGUU
Aaosphaeria arxii CBS 175.79 is the source of this 682-nucleotide messenger RNA. RefSeq lists its product as uncharacterized. Lineage: Eukaryota; Fungi; Ascomycota; Dothideomycetes; Pleosporales. The record is from RefSeq and is a predicted model, not a curated record. The transcript has 2 exons. The coding region runs from base 376 to 633 and encodes 85 amino acids.